GGACGAUGACCCAUUUCAGCUGAAGCCUGUCUCAUUCAUUUCCUAUUUAUAUAUAUAUUAAUUAAGGUUCUUCUCUGGAGGCCUUGGGUGUGGGUGUGGGUGUGGGCGUGGGCGUGGGGGUCGGUUUAGGGAUGGCGACAAAUGGAACAGCCAAGGUUUGCCCGGCGCCAAUGAAGGCAACGUCCAAUGGAUCCUUCCAAGGUGACAAUCCCCUGGAUUUUGCGCUUCCCCUCCUCAUCUUGCAGAUAUGCCUGGUCGUCGUCUUCACCAGAACGCUUGCCUUGAUUCUGAAACCUCUCAGACAGCCCAGAGUCAUUGCAGAGAUUAUCGGAGGAAUACUGCUCGGCCCAUCUGCGUUGGGGCGAAGUACCAAGUUUCUGCACAGAGUCUUCCCUGCCAGAAGCAUGACUGUCCUGGACACUGUGGCCAACAUUGGCCUCCUCUUCUUCCUGUUUUUGGUGGGUCUUGAGCUUGACAUUCGAGCUAUCCGAAGGACCGGCAAACAGUCCCUAGGAAUAGCCGUCGUAGGUAUCACCUUCCCUUUCGUUCUUGGCAUUGGCACUUCAGUUGUUCUACGCUCCACAAUUUCCAAGGGAGUAGACCACGCCCCUUUCCUCGUCUUCAUGGGCGUCUCCUUGUCCAUCACCGCUUUUCCAGUCCUUGCCCGUAUCCUAGCAGAGCUGAAACUUCUCACCACUGACGUGGGCCGCAUGGCAAUGUCAGCGGCCGCCGUCAAUGACGUUGCUGCCUGGAUUCUCCUCGCACUCGCCAUAGCUCUCUCUGGCGAUAACACAUCACCCCUCGUUUCCGUAUGGGUCCUACUCUGUGGCUGUGCGUUUGUGGCAGCAGCUAUCCUAUUCUUAAGACCGGCACUUGCAUUUAUGGCUCGGCGCUCCCUUGGAGGCGAACCCGUGAACGAGCUCUACAUAUGUAUUACGCUAUCGCUAGUAUUGGCUGCAGGUUUCGUCACCGACACAAUCGGCAUACAUGCGCUCUUUGGGGCGUUUGUCGUGGGCAUAGUUGUACCCAAAGAUGGCCCCUUUGGGGAGAUCUUAAUAGAGAAGAUCGAGGAUCUGGUUUCAGGGCUUUUUCUGCCGCUCUACUUUGUAUCAAGUGGACUCAAGACCAAUGUCGCUACCAUAAGCGGUGGCCAAUCCUGGGGCCUGCUAGUCCUGGUUAUAUUCAACGCUUGUUUUGGAAAGAUUCUGGGGACGGUUGUGGUCUCCCGCAUAUUUAAGGUGCCGAUGAGGGAGGCUGUUGUACUUGGAUUCCUCAUGAACACCAAGGGCUUGGUGGAGCUGAUCGUCCUCAACAUUGGCAAGGACCGGAAGGUGCUGAAUGAUCAGACUUUUGCUAUCUUAGUUCUUAUGGCGUUGUUCACCACCUUCAUCACCACCCCAAUUGUGACCGCCUUGUAUAAGCCAGCCAGGAAGAUAGCAUCUUACACGCACCGGACUGUUCAGCGCAGAGGACCUGAUUCAGAGUUCCGUAUACUGGCAUGCUUCCAUAGCACUCGAAACAUUCCCACAAUGAUCAACCUAAUAGAGUCUUCCCGUGGGACACGACGCGGGCGUCUUUGUGUGUAUGCUAUGCACUUGAUGGAGCUCUCAGAGCGGUCUUCCGCCAUCUCAAUGGUACACAAAGCACGCAGAAAUGGUCUCCCCUUCUGGAACAAGAAACGUACACACAAAGAUCAGAUGGUGAUAGCAUUUGAGGCCUACCAGCAGCUCAGCAGUGUUUCUGUCCGUCCUAUGACGGCCAUCUCCCCGCUCAACAGUAUCCACGAAGACAUCUGCACAAGCGCCCACCAAAAGCAAGUGGCCAUGAUUCUACUCCCAUUUCACAAGUAUCAGCGUCUGGAUGGGGUGAUGGAGUCGUUGGGACACUCGUUCCAUCUGGUGAACCAGCGGGUCAUUCGGCACGCCCCUUGCUCUGUAGGAAUCCUUGUAGACCGCGGCCUAGGAGGUACCAGUCAAGUCUCCGCCAGUCACGUGUCUUAUUCCAUAGCCAUUCCUUUUUUUGGUGGACGUGACGACCGUGAAGCUCUGGCAUAUGGUGUUAGGAUGGCCGAGCACCCUGGAAUCAAGCUCACAGUCAUAAAUUUUGUUGCUCCCCCAGGGAAGUCGCUUCUGGAUUGGAAUUCCGGAGAUGGUGCUGCGACAGUCCAAAUCAAUGAAAUAACACAAGACGGAAAAGAAGACAAUGACCAACUCUUCUCCGAGCCCAAUUUCACGGAAAAUGAGUCCAUAUCCUACGAGAAGCGGGUGGUAGAAGAGAAGGCAGGCAUUGUGGCAAAGCUGACAUCAAUGACCAACACCAACCUCUUCUUGGUGGGGAGAAUGUCGGCAGUAGCAGGACUGACAGAAAGAAGCGACUGUCCAGAACUGGGCCCAGUUGGGAGCUUCCUAGCGUCUUCCGAAUUCUCCACCACCGCAUCGGUUUUAGUUAUUCAGCAGUAUAACCCCACAGCAAAUUUUUCCGCGCUGGCGGAAGAAGAAGCUUCAGAACUCUCAGACGGGCCAGAUGAUGCACCAGUGUGAUUCACAUAGAUAUAGAUCUACAGAUAUGGAAUCCCCUUCAACGUCCUACAUGCUUCAUUACCAAUUCUGAAUAAUUGUGGUCCAAGUCUACAGAUUAAGGAGAGAGAUCUCCGCCCUUUUAGACUUUGCUUAAUUCUGAAAUGCAUCACUGUCUCUAGUUUUGGGCCAGA
Messenger RNA from Vitis vinifera (wine grape), 2710 nucleotides. RefSeq names its product cation/H(+) antiporter 19. Gene Ontology annotation, molecular function: antiporter activity. Bases 132 to 2540 code for a protein of 802 amino acids. The transcript is spliced from 3 exons. Lineage: Eukaryota; Viridiplantae; Streptophyta; Magnoliopsida; Vitales; Vitaceae. Gene Ontology annotation, biological process: regulation of pH; proton transmembrane transport. Gene Ontology annotation, cellular component: endomembrane system; membrane. The record is from RefSeq and is a predicted model, not a curated record.